GUGAACAACAAGAACAACCGAUUGAUCAGCUUUUCAGUCUAAUUCGACGCGUUCGAUCGCGAGCGCGUCGUUCCAACCGAUCCAAGUGAGCUUCGCGCAGAGCUCAUCUGCCGCAAACAACUCGGCAAUGUCGGAACCUACGGCUGCCGGCGCGCCGGCGCUGUCGACCAACAUCGAGAGCGGGAAGUUCGACGAGAAGGAAACCCAGGACGUCCCUGCUAAGCACCCUAUCGAGGAAGAGGAGGAAGAUGAGGACAUCGACGCUCUGAUCGACGAUCUCGAGAGCAACGAUGGCCACGGUGCAUUCGAGGAGGAAGAGGAGGUCCAGCCUGGCGGUGGCCGCGUUGUCCCCGAGGACAUGCUCCAAACCGACACCCGUGUUGGUCUCACGAACGAAGAGGUCCUCCAGCGUCGCAAGAAAUACGGCCUCAACCAGAUGAAGGAGGAGAAGGAGAACCUCGUUCUCAAGUUCCUCGGUUUCUUCGUCGGCCCUAUUCAGUUCGUCAUGGAGGCUGCCGCUGUCUUGGCUGCUGGUCUCGAGGACUGGGUCGAUUUCGGUGUCAUCUGCGGUCUCCUUCUGCUCAACGCCGUUGUCGGUUUCGUUCAAGAAUACCAGGCCGGCUCCAUCGUCGACGAACUGAAGAAGACUCUUGCACUGAAGGCUGUCGUUCUCCGUGACGGUACCCUGAGGGAAGUCGAGGCCCCCGAGGUCGUUCCCGGCGAUAUCCUGCAGGUCGAGGAGGGCACCAUCAUUCCUGCCGACGGUCGCAUCGUCACCGACGAUGCCUUCCUCCAGGUUGACCAGUCCGCCAUCACCGGUGAAUCGCUCGCUGUCGACAAGCACAAGGGCGACCAGUGCUAUGCUUCCUCGGCUGUCAAGCGUGGUGAGGCCUUCUUGGUCAUCACCGCCACUGGCGACAACACCUUCGUCGGUCGUGCGGCUGCGCUCGUCAACGCGGCCAGCGCCGGCACCGGUCACUUCACCGAGGUUCUCAACAACAUCGGCACCAUCCUCCUGGUCCUCGUCAUCUUCACCAACCUCGUCGUCUGGGUGUCCAGCUUCUACCGGUCCAACCCGAUCGUCACCAUCCUCGAGUUCACCCUCGCCAUCACCAUCGUCGGCGUGCCCGUCGGUCUUCCCGCUGUCGUCACCACCACCAUGGCUGUCGGCGCCGCUUACCUCGCCAAAAAGAAGGCCAUCGUCCAGAAGCUGUCGGCCAUCGAGUCCCUGGCUGGUGUCGAGAUUCUCUGCUCCGACAAGACCGGUACCCUGACCAAGAACAAGCUCUCCCUGUCGGAGCCCUUCACCGUCGCCGGCGUCGACCCCGAGGACCUGAUGCUCACUGCCUGCCUUGCUGCCUCGCGCAAGAAGAAGGGCAUGGAUGCCAUCGACAAGGCUUUCCUCAAGAGCUUGAAGUACUACCCGCGCGCCAAGGGUGUCCUCAGCAAGUACAAGGUUCUCGAGUUCCACCCCUUCGACCCCGUCUCCAAGAAGGUCACCGCCGUCGUCGAGUCUCCCCAGGGCGAGCGCAUCACCUGCGUCAAGGGCGCCCCCCUGUUCGUGCUCAAGACCGUCGAGGAGGACCACCCGAUUCCCGAGGAGGUUGACCAGGCCUACAAGAACAAGGUCGCCGAGUUCGCCACCCGUGGUUUCCGCUCGCUCGGUGUCGCCCGCAAGCGUGGUCAGGGCUCCUGGGAGAUUCUCGGCAUCAUGCCCUGCAGCGACCCGCCGCGCCACGACACUGCCCGCACCAUCAACGAAGCCAAGUCUCUCGGUCUCUCCAUCAAGAUGCUUACCGGUGAUGCCGUCGGCAUCGCUCGUGAGACUUCUCGCCAGCUCGGUCUCGGCACCAACGUCUACAACGCCGAGCGCCUCGGCCUCGGUGGCGGCGGCGACAUGCCCGGCUCUGAGGUGUACGACUUCGUCGAGGCUGCCGAUGGGUUCGCCGAGGUGUUCCCCCAGCACAAGUACAACGUCGUCGAGAUUCUGCAGCAGCGUGGCUACCUCGUCGCCAUGACUGGUGAUGGUGUCAACGACGCGCCGUCUCUCAAGAAGGCCGAUACCGGUAUCGCCGUCGAGGGUGCUUCCGACGCCGCCCGCUCCGCCGCCGACAUCGUCUUCCUCGCCCCCGGUCUCGGCGCCAUCAUCGACGCGCUCAAGACGUCCCGCCAGAUCUUCCACCGCAUGUACGCCUACGUCGUCUACCGUAUCGCCCUGUCCAUCCACCUGGAGAUCUACCUCGGCCUCUGGAUCGCGAUCCUCAACCGCAGCCUGAACAUCGAGCUCGUCGUCUUCAUCGCCAUCUUCGCCGACGUCGCCACCCUCGCCAUCGCCUACGACAACGCGCCGUACAGCAAGACGCCUGUCAAGUGGAACCUGCCCAAGCUCUGGGGCAUGUCGGUCCUGCUCGGCAUCGUCCUCGCGAUCGGCACCUGGAUCACGGUCACGACCAUGUACGCCAACGGCCCCAACGGCGGUAUCGUCCAGAACUUCGGCAACAUGGAUGAGGUCGUGUUCCUCCAGAUCUCGCUCACGGAGAACUGGCUCAUCUUCAUCACUCGCGCCAACGGUCCCUUCUGGUCCUCGAUCCCCUCUUGGCAGCUCGCGGGUGCGGUCUUGGCCGUCGACAUCAUCGCCACGCUGUUCUGCAUCUUCGGUUGGUUCCUCGGUAACGACCAGACCUCGAUUGUCGCCGUCGUCCGUAUCUGGGUCUUCUCGUUCGGCGUCUUCUGCAUCAUGGGCGGUCUCUACUACAUCCUGCAGGACAGCGUCGGCUUCGACAACCUCAUGCACGGCAAGUCGCCCCGGGGCAGCCAGAAGCAGCGUUCUCUGGAGGACUUCGUUGUGUCGCUCCAGCGCGUCUCGACCCAGCACGAGAAGUCGCAGUAAGCGCCUCGUUGAAGUGGGCGGGCCCCCAGCACACACCAUGCAACAUCACAUACCACCACCUGCUGCGCUCUGUGCCAGUUGCGGAGGAAAUCUCGGCUGUAGGGAGGGUCGGUUUUAGAUAGACAUGGAACGGCCGGGAUAUCUCUUUCAUUUUUCUGACAAGUCUUGUAUGGACUUUGGUACACCGAGGCUAGACUCGCCUCGAUUUCCUUAGACAAUCUAAUA
Thermothielavioides terrestris NRRL 8126 is the source of this 3115-nucleotide messenger RNA. RefSeq lists its product as uncharacterized. Gene Ontology annotation, cellular component: plasma membrane. Gene Ontology annotation, molecular function: ATP binding; P-type proton-exporting transporter activity; ATP hydrolysis activity. Gene Ontology annotation, biological process: regulation of intracellular pH; proton export across plasma membrane. NCBI's taxonomy places the organism in Eukaryota, Fungi, Ascomycota, Sordariomycetes, Sordariales, Chaetomiaceae. The transcript is spliced from 7 exons. The record is from RefSeq and is a predicted model, not a curated record. The coding region runs from base 128 to 2890 and encodes 920 amino acids.